Molecule: messenger RNA, 675 nt
Organism: Halteromyces radiatus
Lineage: Eukaryota; Fungi; Mucoromycota; Mucoromycetes; Mucorales; Cunninghamellaceae
Exons: 5
Coding region: 135-551 (138 amino acids)
Source: RefSeq, a predicted model, not a curated record
AAUAUGAACGAUCACCGCAGCAGCAACAACAAGAACCACAACGGUAUGAUGAAGAUCAAGUUUAACAACUGGAAGUAGGUAGAGACGAUGAUUAUUCUCCUUGUCAUGUGGAUUCCAAUUCAAAUUUUCGUACAAUGACUCCAGAAUCUAUUGAUCAAUUCAAACACAUUUAUAAUAAGAUGGAUGAUUCAUUGAAAUGGAAAUUGAACUGCACUGGACGCUUUGUUGAGGACCUACUUUAUGAUUAUGGAUUGACUCUGAGGAAGGAAAACUGCCUUCAUUCAUUUAUUCUGGACACUGACGAUGAUGACAUAUGUGGCCUUUUUAGUUCUGAUGAAUGGGAAGAAAUCGAAUGCACAAAUAUCAAGGAAGAUCCUCCUUUGCCUGACAAUGUGGAGAGACUCUUACAUGAUUUCAACAAGACCAAUUCUAGUGAUAUUUAUGAUGUCCUCAAGGAUUCUUCAAGACGUUAUGAAGACUUUAACACAAGAACUAUUUUUUAUGCUGUUGAUUCCAUGUAUCUGAACGCCCUUUCUUCUUCCCCUGUUUGAUGAUCCAGAAAAUGGUAUUCUCUUUCGCUGGCAUGACACUAUGAAUCAUGAAGCCAACAAAACCACAGCAACCAUUAACCGUCUUCGUCCAGAUAGUUCCAUCUCAGCCUUGGAUGGAUAUUCG